This is a messenger RNA of Talpa occidentalis (Iberian mole), 1136 nucleotides long. RefSeq names its product POU class 1 homeobox 1 (gene POU1F1). The transcript has 6 exons. The coding region runs from base 123 to 998 and encodes 291 amino acids. Gene Ontology annotation, biological process: regulation of transcription by RNA polymerase II. The record is from RefSeq and is a predicted model, not a curated record. Gene Ontology annotation, molecular function: RNA polymerase II cis-regulatory region sequence-specific DNA binding; DNA-binding transcription factor activity, RNA polymerase II-specific. NCBI's taxonomy places the organism in Eukaryota, Metazoa, Chordata, Mammalia, Eulipotyphla, Talpidae.
UCAGAGCUCUCCUGAUGUAUAUAUGCAGGUCCUGAGGUCGGAACUGGCCCUGUGAGACAGUAACAUAAUAAAAUUCUGACUUGACGAGCAGCAGUUCUCACUUUCCUACUUUUUUUGUGGGAAUGAGUUGCCAACCUUUUACUUCUGCUGAUACCUUUAUACCUCUGAACUCUGAGUCUUCUGCGACUCUGCCUCUGAUAAUGCAUCCCAGCGCUGCUGAAUGCCUACCCGUCUCCAACCAUGCCACCAAUGUGAUGUCUACAGCAACUGGACUUCAUUAUUCUGUCCCUUCCUGUCAUUAUGGAAAUCAGGCAUCAACCUAUGGAGUGAUGGCAGGUAGCUUAACCCCAUGUCUUUAUAAGUUUCCGGACCACACCUUGAGUCAUGGCUUUCCUCCCAUGCACCAACCUCUCCUGGCAGAGGACCCCACAGCUGCCGAUUUCAAGCAGGAACUCAGGCGGAAAAGUAAAUUGGUCGAGGAACCAAUAGACAUGGAUUCUCCGGAAAUCCGAGAGCUUGAAAAGUUUGCCAAUGAAUUUAAAGUGAGAAGAAUUAAGCUAGGAUACACCCAGACAAAUGUUGGGGAAGCUCUGGCAGCUGUGCACGGCUCUGAAUUCAGUCAAACAACUAUCUGCAGAUUUGAAAACCUACAGCUCAGCUUUAAAAAUGCUUGCAAACUAAAAGCAAUAUUAUCUAAAUGGCUGGAGGAAGCUGAGCAAGUAGGAGCUUUAUACAAUGAGAAAGUGGGAGCAAAUGAAAGGAAAAGGAAACGGAGAACAACUAUAAGUAUUGCUGCAAAAGAUGCUCUGGAGAGACACUUUGGAGAACAGAAUAAACCUUCCUCUCAAGAGAUUAUGCGGAUGGCUGAAGAACUGAAUCUUGAGAAAGAAGUAGUAAGAGUUUGGUUUUGCAACCGAAGGCAGAGAGAAAAACGGGUGAAAACAAGCCUAAAUCAGAGUUUAUUCACUAUUUCUAAGGAGCAUCUUGAAUGCAGAUAAGACUUCCUACAGUAUAAUGGCCAGAUUUUCUAUUUUUCAUUCCUUUCUCUUUUCUGAAAUAGAAGUGAGUUAUUAGGUUGACUUCAAAAAUCAUUUUAUACCAAUAACUUUUGGAGAAGCUUUCCUUUUGUACUUUUU